AUGGCUGCAGGAGAAAUCGCGGUUGUUUUUGUUAUUUUAUCCACUAUUUCUCCAAGCCUUAGCGACAAUGUGAUUUCACUCACAGAUGUGGAUUUCGAAGACAGAGUGUUCGGCUCGUCCACGCAUUUUAUAAUGUUUUAUGGACCUUGGUAAGUGGAGGGUGGAAUAUUGAUACACAGCGAUCUUGAAACACCAAACUGACGAUGGGUCCUACAACACACCUGAAGUAAUUCUGUCCUGGGACAAAUUCAGCAUGGAAAGAAGAGCAGAGUUUUUUAACCACGCUUUUAUGAAAUGCGCUGCUAAAAGUUUUUGAGGUGUAUAAGUUGGUCCCUGGUUUACUGAUUUGGCCCACAUGAGAAUUUAGCCUUGCCCUGUUUUUGCCAUUGAAGUAAACUUACAAUAUCUUGAAAAACGUAAGUUUAUCAGCUUUGAAUUUUGCCCUAGAAUACCAGUACAGAAACCCUGAAAUGAACAACACCUAUUGGAACUCAAGUCACUUGCUGUGAUGUUUUCAUCUAGCUUGCCAGGGCUUUGUCAUCUUUUUCAUGGUGAAAUAGUUAACAAUAAUUAUUAAUGAAUGAGGCUGAGUAUCUUAUCAAGAAUUAUGGAGAUCGAGGAGGGUGUUAUGGCCUUGACAGAUAACACCCUCUGAGAUCUCCAUAAUUCUUCAUGUGAUACAAAAGCUGUAUUCAAUAAUUGUUUUAUUAUUCAUUCAAAAUAAUUCCUAGUUUGAAAACAAAGUGAAAACAUGCUUACCUCCAUCGAUGUUAAGUUCACCUUCGAUAGGGCAUGUUUAGGGUUGUUCAGCUCUGCAAAUAUUCUCCAAAUAGCAGAUGUUGCCCUUCGAGUUGUGUUCUUGCUGUUCUUGGCAUGCUUUUAGCUAUAAUUUCGCCUAGUUCUUACUCUUGAAACGAGUGAAAUGUCUGCCAUUUUUUGUUUUCACAACCAAAACAACUCAACCCCAGGUCUUCUCGGUUAACGGUGCAUUAACCUGCAAGAACGCUGCAUUUUUGACGUCAUUGCCAUUCUUCCAAAUUUGGUCACCAGUAACUGGUUAUGGUGUAUUAUGCGUGUGCUUUUAGCCACUCAGAAUCGGGGAAAUAAUUAUUUUGAAUGAGUAAUAAGCAUUAUAAAGCCCUAAUAAGGUUUAUUGGGGAAGGGAUGCUACUGAAAAAAUUAGGUCCUGGUGUUGGGCAGCAUAGUUUUUAAACUAUUAUCCAACCUCCUUUCCAGGGUUCUUCCUACUCUCACCUCUUUCAGGACCUCUAAGGAGAAAGGGGGGGGGGGGGGUGGCAUUGUCCCUUCUGUCUGAAUGUAAAUAUGGUCGUUUCACAUUUUGAGGAGUAGUCCAUGUCCUUGUCAGUGUUUUACUCAUCUUAAGGUCACUUGUUGCCAUUUCAUCUAGUCUCUAGCCUGUGGGGAACAGACACUUUUUUUGGUUCUCUUUUCACCUGCCAAAAAAAUAGACGAAAAAACGUCUGCUCCCAGCAGGCUAUCUAGUGUUGUGUUGCUGUUUCAAGGCCAUGUUGCUUGUGGGAAUUUUUACCCUAACAGGGUCCUCGUUCCUACUCAUUCCUCUCUUGCUCUGCAGGGAAAAGUAGGAGAGAACACUAGAAAGAGGUUGACUAUUAGCUCAUUUCAGCCAAAAAAUGUGUUAUAUUUGCCCACCCAAUUUCAGUCCACUCUCUCACAAGUGAUAGCUCCCUGUUCAUACCCCUUGGCAUCUGAGUUGCCUUUCAGUGGACUAUCUAGUUGGAUGAGGAAAAUUCACAUGGGGGGCAGAAAGCGAAAAGCGUGAGCAAAGGGUGCACAUAUCAUCCCUCAUGCUCCCUUUGACUGCACUUCUCUUCUUAACAAUAGGAGACUUAGGGCCUAUCUGCACUAGCAAAAAAGCUUUUUAUUAAGACAAAUUUUCUGUCAUCACCAACGCUUAACAAAUUUGGAUGGUUUGUCUCGACUUUACAAAUUUUGUCCCAGACAGGAAAUCUUCAAAGGCGCCUUGGACAAAAUUUAUCUGUGUAAAAACUGGACAAAAUUAACUAAAUAAACAAGGAUGUGUUUUUCUUGUCAAUCAUUUGUUGUAAAGCCAUUCUUUCCAUAAACAAAGUCUCAUCAAAUGUAAUGGCCUGAUAAGAGUAAAUAGUUUCCCAUGCAGAUACAUUUCUUCAAAACGAAAAUUGGCACCAUACAAUUUUUCAGUUUAGAUGUUCCAUUAAGACCAUUCCGAGUCUGUCUGCUAGUGUGGAAAGGCCCUGGGCAUGAAUCUGCCUUUGCAUACAAAGCUUCCUACCUGCUGGUGGGUCAUGGUGUCCUGUCAGUAAGAAAUAGUUGUGGUAAUUAACUUAUUGAGGCAAACAUUUUGAUGAUGACCUCGUCGAGUUAUUCUGUUUUUCCUUUGUUUUGUGUACAAAAUGUAGGUGUGAGCACUGUAAAAAUUUCAUGCCAACAUGGAAUUUGUUAGCUGACCACUAUGGGAAAAUUCCACAUAACGAGCUCAUAACAAUAGCUAAGGUACAGUGUACUUGAAGUUAGAUACAGAACCUUUCAGUGACUACUGUAAAACUCGGAAAACUGUAAACACCAGAAAUAUUUCUUGAAUGUUAUUGUGUUGCAAGGAAAAAGUCAAUCAAGGGUAAGAAAUCCAAACCUCAAACAACAACCAUAAUUUAGUUUGUGGUUUUGUGGCUUGCAUGCAUGUUCUGAUCUUUGUUGUGAUUGGUCAAAACAGAGUGAACAUUUCUGAAGUAUUUCAGCUGGUUUUCACAACUGUUUGAAUUUCACAGCAAUCAUUUAAGUCUGGGUAAAAAGUUAUUCUAAGUAUUUAAACUAAAGUAUCUGCUCGUAGUUGUAAAAUUUUGUGGUUGAAUUUUAUCCGUGGCUCAAAUUCUAAUGUUAAAUUUGGGUUUGGGUAUGUUAGGCCCGGUUCAGACACCAAUCUUUUCAUGAGCCAAACUUAAUUUGAAUUAAUAAGACUGACCCAAAUUAUUUAGACCGGCUGAAUUGAUUCAGACACAAAUUUUAAUUGCAGCUGCACUAAGUUCAAAAUGCAAAAAAUGCUCAUUUCAGUCAAACUGCUUACAAAAUACGUUAUAAUAAUCUAUGCAUUUGGUUUGGUAUAUGAAAAGUUUUGCUUCUGAAUCAAAGCCUUUCCAAAGUUGCUCCAAAGGCAACAUUCUCGGCCACACUAGGCGAAAAGAUCGACUGAGCCGUUCCAAAUUGAAACAGGUGUUCCUAACUGAUUCAGACGCCAAACUUUUCAUGUACUUAAUUCAAUGUAUUAGGUUUGGCUCUUAAUGUUUGGCAUCUGAACGCGGCCUUAUUGUAUUAGCCUGCACAGCAUGGUGGUUUUGUUUGGGCAUGCAAACAAGCCUUGGUGGGCAACCGUGGGCAAGGGUGGUAAAACUGUGAAUCGUGCGCUGGACAAAACUGCCAUGUUAUGCAGGCUAAUAUUAUAUAAAUAAUCACUUCAAAACAGGGGACAAAGUAUUUAUUUUAUUUACAUGUAGACAUUGAACUGCAACAUAUAUACAUGAUUAUAUUGAAAUCCAUUGGUACAUUUUUUUCGUAGGUGGACUGUACAAAAGAGACUCCACUCUGUGUAAAACAAAAUAUUUGA
Molecule: messenger RNA, 3619 nt
Organism: Porites lobata
Lineage: Eukaryota; Metazoa; Cnidaria; Anthozoa; Scleractinia; Poritidae
Source: the annotation of a GenBank genome assembly